AUGUCAGCCUUUCCACCGCACCACACGAUCCCCUCGAUACCGAUCCCGCAAGAAAUCGCCCUCAAAUUCCUCUCCAACUACCUCGAAGCCACUAAAACCUCCCCGUAUUUGCUUCCGAAUGCACGACUAGAAUCUUCUGGGCCUACAGCUGGAUCCAGCGCCUCAUCAGUUACGAUCCACAAUUUACGGCGCGUGGAAGCAGGAUUACGAGGAGAAUGGCUUGCGCCAACGUUGGACUUAGAGGAGGGUAUUGUCACCGUUGCGGAAGGAAUGGACGAUGGGAUGAAUAAGGGACAGGCCGUCAAUGAGGAGGGCGAAGCAGAAGGUUGGAUGGAUUUGGAUGAAUAUCAGAGAGAGCAGAGUAUUGAAGGCGGAGAAAUCGGGGAGAGGCUACCAGGCGUUGCUGAGGUGUCGAAGCCAAUAGACAGGGUGGCCAGGAAGAGGGAGAAGAAGGCGCGGCUGAUACAAGAAAGGAAAUUGAAGAUGCAAAAGCUACGAUCCAAGGCAGAAUAA
Messenger RNA from Hyaloscypha bicolor E, 513 nucleotides. RefSeq lists its product as uncharacterized. The transcript has 2 exons. Bases 1 to 513 code for a protein of 170 amino acids. NCBI's taxonomy places the organism in Eukaryota, Fungi, Ascomycota, Leotiomycetes, Helotiales, Hyaloscyphaceae. The record is from RefSeq and is a predicted model, not a curated record.